AAACUAUUGGACCUCUUGGGAUAUCGACACAGAUACAAUCUAAAGAUGAUGAAUAAAUGAUAUGAUAUUGUAAUUUUGUUUCAUAUUCAUUGUUACAUUUGUGCUUUUAGCAUGGAUAUUCAUGUUAAUGAAACCUUUGCUUUUAAAAUGCGUCAUUUGUUUGCUUUUCAACGUGAUUGUCCUUGAGACAACCUUUUAUGUCCUUGAGAAGGAUCAUAUCUGUUAUAUUAAGAUUGUGUUUAAAAUUUAAAUUUGUAGAGAAAUUUUUUAAUAUUUUGGACUUUAUAUUCAUUGCUAACCCAUAAAAUUCUACACGUAUGCUUGUGGUCUUCUGUAAACUAGCAUGAUAGAUCGACGAUGCUUUAGGCAGAGGCAACAUUCAGCCUCUGCAAAUUCUGAGAGUUCUUAUAGUGGGAGUGCAGAUGAGAGUUCUUAUAGUGGGAGUUCAGAUGAGAGUUCAGAGGAGAGUACACACAUCAUACCUGAUCCAUCCAUGUCAUGGUAUCCUCCAGGUAGCUUGCCUAGUACAUCAUCGAGUACUGGUUCGACACAUGACACUACUGCUGGUCAUAGUUCGAGAGGCCCAACACUCAUGCAUGGUAGUGAUUGGAACCCAAGUGGUGGCAUUUUACAUAUUGUGCCUAAUGAGUUGAACCAAGUGGUUGAAGGGUAUACACCCUUGGCUUCUCGUUUGGGUGUUUUAGCUCGAGAUGGGAACCUUAUGCCCCUCACUUAUAGAACUUGGAGCCAUGUACCGAAGGAAAACAAAUAGAGAAUUUGGAGAGAA
Molecule: messenger RNA, 787 nt
Organism: Camellia sinensis
Lineage: Eukaryota; Viridiplantae; Streptophyta; Magnoliopsida; Ericales; Theaceae
Source: RefSeq, a predicted model, not a curated record